CUCUCCUUCCCUACGCGUAUUUCGUCUCCGAAUUGAACAGGUUCUUGGGAUUUAGAGCUAGAAAGGACCAAAGGGAUCAUCCAACCUCCUCAUUUUUACGGAUCAGGAAACUGAGUCCUAUCCCUUGCCGUUUCUAUUAGCCUUCCUCCCUCCUCCCUCCUCUCGCCCCUUUUGCUCCUCUCUCCCUGGUUGUGCCACCACCCUAGCCUGCAGCCAGCCUCCCUAGUCUAUUCUCUCUUCUUCCACUCUCCCCUCUCACGCCCUCCCUCUGGUUUCCCCCCUCCCCACUAUCCCUCUGCUGUCCCCGGGCCCCGCCCCUCUCCGGGCCGCGAAGCCACGUGGUCGGGCCAGGGCGGCUGCAGACUGCUCGGGAUCCUGCCCCAGCUGGGCUGGGCUCUGCUUCGCUCCGCUCCGCUCCACUCCGCUCCGCUCGGCUCGGCUCGGGUCCGCUCCGCUCCCUGCUCUUCGCUUCUGCUGCCCGUCCACCCGUCCGCCUCUGGGGGCAUGAGGCGCUGCUGGCGGACAGCGGGUCAAACAAAAGAGCCCCGGCUCGAGCUGUGCGCCUCGGUGCCCAGCGCCCCCAGCGCGGAGCAUGGAGACUGAGCGGAGCCUCCGGAGUCCGCGCCGCGCCCGGACGAUGCCGCGGCCCCAGCCCUAGGGGAGCCCCGGCCGCCCUGCUGGAAGCUUGGGGCGCUGGCGCGGGGAGGAAGCGGAGGAGGAGAAGGAGGAGAAAGAGAAGACGGAGCAAUAGAAGGAGGACCCUCUCUGGCUUCCUGCUUCUCGCCUUCCAGGAAGCCCCAGGGCGCUGAGCCGAGCCAGAGAGCAGCAGCGCACUCGUAGCCCGAGCCUGAGCCCGACUCCGGGCGGCAGCAGCAGCAGCAGCAGCCAGGGGGGCAGCGCCGCGGCGGCGGGUCCCACGGGAGCCAUGAGCAAGUGUAACGGGAGGUGCACGCUGGUCGGGUUCUGCUGCCUGCAGCUGGUGGCAGCCCUAGAGCGGCAGGUCUUUGACUUCCUGGGCUAUCAGUGGGCUCCUAUCCUGGCCAACUUCCUUCACAUCAUGGCCGUCAUCCUGGGCAUCUUUGGGACUGUGCAGUACCGAUCCAGAUAUCUCAUCAUGUACGCAGGCUGGCUUGUUCUCUGGGUUGGCUGGAAUGCAUUCAUCAUCUGCUUCUACUUGGAAGUUGGGCACUUGUCUCAGGACCGAGACUUCAUCAUGACCUUCAAUACCUCCCUGCAUCGAUCCUGGUGGAUGGAAAAUGGUCCUGGCUGCCUGGUGACACCUGUGCUGAACUCUCGCCUGGCCCUGGAGGACCACCAUGUCAUUACUGUCACCGGAUGCCUGCUUGACUACCCCUACAUUGAGGUGCUCAGCAGCGCCCUUCAGAUCUUCCUGGCACUAUUUGGUUUUGUGUAUGCCUGCUACGUCAGCAAAGUGUUCCUGGAGGAAGAGGACAGCUUUGACUUCAUCGGAGGCUUUGAUUCCUACGGUUACCAGGCCCCCCAGAAGACAUCACAUUUACAAUUGCAGCCUCUCUACACGUCGGGGUAGCCCACGCCCUGGCCCACCAUGGCGCAGGACAGCGGACCCCGCCCCCUGGACCUUCCUGUGCCCUAGUGGAGCCGCCUUCCUCUUCUCUCCUUCUCCACCGAGCUCUCCUCUGGGCCAAGGCCCAGCGCCCAUGCUGCGGGACGGCCACACACAGAGCCACGGACAGGAGCGCCCCCUGCUGGACCGCGAGGACACAGCCCCGGCUCGGACCUACGGGUGGAGCCCCGGCAACUUGGGGGGAGGGCGGGGAAGGAACUCCUGGGAUUUGUAUGUUUUGUUUUGUUUUUUUAAACUUGGCCCUGGUACUAAGCCUGUACCUCCCCUCUCUGAUCCUACCCGCCCUCCUCCUCCCUUUACCGACAUUGUCACCCCUUCCACUGGGGAGCCCCUCCCCCCACAGUGGAGCCCCUCCCCUUUCUGUUGCGGGGGACCCACCUUCCGGGAGGGCUGAUUGUCAAAGGGACCCGAAAGGCAAACAAUACACGAAGACUUCCUUCAGCCCGGGCCUCCGCUCCAGACUACCCUUUGUCCCCCAUACACCUGUCAGCCAGACCUCACUGGGCUCCCCGGUAACCUGGCACCCCACCCAUACAGCUCAAAUAGCAGCCUCAACCCCCCCUACACCACCUCCAUCAGACAGCGCCAUGGCUCUUAGCUUUAUAGGUCCCACCACCACUCAGGUACAGCCAGCAUCUUUCCCUCAGCCUCCUCCCUGCCCCCCCCCCAUCCUCCAGCCUCGCCCCACUGCCAGGGCCAUCUACCAGGGGCUCUGUUUAAGCAAUAGGGCACUUCUUGGUGUGGAGAAGUGGCCAGAGGCCAGUGAUCCAUAGGAAGGAAUGCAGGUCACCUUGGUCUAGGGGCUCCCCACCCAGCCCUUCCAGAAAGGAAAGGCAAGUGUGAGACCGGCCCUUUUCCUUCUGGGAUUUCUUGUACCAGAGCCUGCUGGAGCGAUUCCUCCCAAGCCAGGCCAAACAUCUUACUCUUUCUUCAUUUCUUGUCAUACCUUUCCUUUGUCCCCUUCUCCAGCCCCACCCACUUCCUGACCCACAAAGCUCCUCUCUCUCUCCUUACACCUCUCUCUCUCCCUCUCUGUCUUUGUCUCUUUCUCCUUCCCCCUCUUUUUUCUCUCUCUUCCCCUUCCCUUCUCUCUCUCUCUCUCUCUCUCUCUCUCUCUCUCUCUCUCUCUCUCUCUCUCUCUCUCUCUCUCUCUUCCUCUAUCACUCCCUCCCUCUGUCUGUCUGUUCUCUUCCCCCCCUUGUCUCUCUGUCACUUUGUGUGUCUUUGUCCCUCUGUCUCUCUCUGUCAAUGUCUCUUUCUCUUUCUGUGUCUCUCACCCUGGAAAAAAAGUAAGACAUGUCCAGGCUUAUAAUUAACCUCACCUUCCCACACACACACAUACCUUCCUGGGUGACCCCUCUUUCUGUAGGGCCCAACAAACCCCCUUAAAACUCAGGAACCCAAGGUAUUAGGGAGUUUGGGGGCCAAAUCUGACAUACUUUUCACAUCUGUGAUACUUAUGGAAGGAAGGGAAGAGGGUGCUAUAGAAGGGACCAAGAUAUCGGAAGGACAGAGUGCCAAUUGCCUCUCUGCAGAAACCUGUGUCUCCUUUGUGGUGGUGGGAGACAUCUUGUGGCCUCCCUCCCUUCUUAGGGGCAAGACACAGUAACCCAGGUGAAUUAGCCUCUUUUGCUGGGGUCAGUCCUACCAGGACUAAGUUCUGGAUGGAAUGCUUUGGACACCUGGCUCAUCUCUUCUCUAAAGAGGGUACCGUCCCUGUUUCCUGAUCCAGCACAAUGAAAGGAUUCUGCAGAUUAACUGUAGGGGGAUACUUGGAUGGGGGAUUGCCUUGUGGGACACAGGCAUCUUAAAAAGAAACCGAAUCUCAUCUUGGCCUUUGAUGACCUCCUCUGGCCUCUCAUGGCCUUUGGCAGUCAUCAGUCCCUCUAGGGGCAAAGUGUUCCCAAAGCUAGGUCAGUCCAUUAACCCUCUAGUCCAGGACUUGGCAAUAGUCCCCUUUUCUGCCUAGGCUCCGGCUCCCUUGGAGACAUUUAUUUACUUCUCUGACGCCUCCUUUCUAGGACUGGGCCCCUUUCUCUAGCCCUCUGGUCAGCUAGGGACCAAACAAUUCCUUUCAGGUUAGCUCCCUCCUUUUCUGCUUCCAGCCCCUGGGCCAAUUGGCACCCUCUCCAAGGCCCUCCCUUCUCCCAAGUGAUUUCCGGACACAUUCCUCUUGUCUUGGGCCAGAUGCUUCUCAGCCCCCACCAUCCCCAGUAGAUUUUUCUCCUUCCCCUCCCCCUUUUCCACCCUAUUCCCAUAUUUUUACUCAACGGGUUUAGCCACUGGUGCUUUGAAGCCUUUUGAUUUUUUAAGACAGUCUUUGUAAAGUGAAUUGGUUUCUUUUCUAAUUUGGGCCAGAGGGACACCACAUAUCCCCAACCCCCUGCAUUCCCUCAAAGGUGCUCCCUUGGUUUCUGUGCAGGCGGGUUGAUUAAAAAUGGUGUUUUCUCUUC
Messenger RNA from Monodelphis domestica (gray short-tailed opossum), 4059 nucleotides. RefSeq names its product sodium/potassium transporting ATPase interacting 1 (gene NKAIN1). Gene Ontology annotation, biological process: regulation of sodium ion transport. The record is from RefSeq and is a predicted model, not a curated record. NCBI's taxonomy places the organism in Eukaryota, Metazoa, Chordata, Mammalia, Didelphimorphia, Didelphidae.